This is a messenger RNA of Salvelinus namaycush (lake trout), 543 nucleotides long. RefSeq names its product heat shock protein, alpha-crystallin-related, b3 (gene hspb3). The record is from RefSeq and is a predicted model, not a curated record. Gene Ontology annotation, cellular component: nuclear speck; cytoplasm. The transcript has a single exon. The coding region runs from base 1 to 543 and encodes 180 amino acids. Lineage: Eukaryota; Metazoa; Chordata; Actinopteri; Salmoniformes; Salmonidae.
AUGGACUGGGAGGAAGGCAGAACCAUGGAGGGACUGUCUAUAACCCACUGGGUGAACAGCCCAGUCCGCCACCAGGCCCUGUUCCAAGGAAGGGACUUGGACGACUGUGUGGAGGACCAUGACCUAUUCGCCCUGCCCGGGCCUGCCUUCCCCGACCCUGGGGUAGUGAAGCCUGGCCCUGGGGUAGUGAGGCCUGCCCCUGGGGUAGUGAAGCUAGAAGCGGUCUGCGAAGGUACUGCCACAUCCCAGCCCCAGCGGACUGAGCCUGUUUACCAGGUGCUUCUGGACGUGUCCCAGUUCAGACCUGAGGAUAUCAUGAUUCAGGUGUUUGAGGGAUGGCUCUUGAUCAAGGCUCAGCAUGGAGCCAGAAUGGAUGAACAUGGGUUUGUUACCCGAAGCUUCACCCGUCAGUACCCACUGCCUGAGAAACUACAGCAUGCGGGGGAUCUGAGGGCUCUGCUAUGUCAUGAUGGGAUACUGGUGGUGGAAUCCAAGCAGAGAACACCUGUCAGGAUACAACACAGUGAGGAGGACCCCUAUUGA